UAACCCAUAAGGAAAUACCAAAGUUGAGUUUCGAAAACUGCAGCUUUUGGAAUCAAAGAAGAAAAAAAACAAAAUGGCGAGCGUGCCUUCAUCUUCUCCAACUCGACGCACGCCUCUGUCUGCCUCCGAUUCCGGCAACUCCACCUCUCACUCCCCUAAGAAACAGGUGGAAGCUGCUACAAACAAUGGGGUUUUCCAUGGCGAUGACAUAAAACCUGAUUUUGCUGAUGGUCUUGAUCACCUGGACAGCACACAGUGCAUUGAGAGGUUUAGAAAAUAUGAUGCUGAAUACACUCGACGUUUGAUGGCAAAAUAUUUCUCUGCAAAAACUGUUUAUGGAGGCAACAUAUUUGAUGAGCAAAUAACACUAUGUGAUGAAAUUAUAAAGUCAAGUAGGUUGCCAUGUUUCAGGUCAUAUGCAGAUCCUGUAGUAGGUUUAGAAGAACAAUGCAGCAAUGGAUCAACUCCACCAACAGACACACAAGGUAACAUCCCCAAUGGGAAACAUAUGGUGAAGAAGAACAAUUGAAGUAAUUUGUAUGGAGAAGCAUCAAUGCACAUGCCGUUGUAUAAAAAUUAGACUAAAUACCCUCUUCGGUCCUCUGCAAAUUUCACGAUACCCGCUUUAGUCCCUAGCAAAUAAAAAGGCUAUUCGUAGUCUCUAAGAAAUUCAAAAUGGACCCAUUUUAGUCCUUUUGAGGACUAAUGUGAGUCUUUUUUGAAUUUGUGAGGGACCACGAUUUCAACUAAAUAGGUCCAUUUUGAAUUUCUUAGGGACCACGAAUAGCCUUUUUAUUUGCUAGGGACUAAAGCGGGUAUCGUGAAAUUUGCUGAGGACCAAAAAAGGUAUUUACUCUAAAAAUUAAUUCAAAUAUAAGCAUUAUUACUGGGGAUUCUGGAACUUAAAAUUCUGAAAAGAUGGUUAUGGCCUCAAAACGAUCAAUUUCCCAGCCUAAAAAGGAUUUCCUGGUUGUGGUUUUUGUGGAGUUAUAAUUAUGUGCUAAGGGCUGCUAUUCAUAGGAUUCAGUAUUCUGAUCACAAAGUAAAUAAGUAAAU
Messenger RNA from Gastrolobium bilobum, 1056 nucleotides. RefSeq lists its product as uncharacterized. The record is from RefSeq and is a predicted model, not a curated record. NCBI's taxonomy places the organism in Eukaryota, Viridiplantae, Streptophyta, Magnoliopsida, Fabales, Fabaceae. Bases 74 to 529 code for a protein of 151 amino acids. The transcript is spliced from 5 exons.